Penicillium angulare is the source of this 1257-nucleotide messenger RNA. RefSeq lists its product as uncharacterized. Gene Ontology annotation, biological process: Mo-molybdopterin cofactor biosynthetic process. The transcript is spliced from 2 exons. The record is from RefSeq and is a predicted model, not a curated record. Bases 1 to 1257 code for a protein of 418 amino acids. Gene Ontology annotation, molecular function: metal ion binding; cyclic pyranopterin monophosphate synthase activity; 4 iron, 4 sulfur cluster binding. NCBI's taxonomy places the organism in Eukaryota, Fungi, Ascomycota, Eurotiomycetes, Eurotiales, Aspergillaceae.
AUGUGGACCACCUCCGUCCGUUUAUUCUCCUUGGAUCUUUGUAUCCAACGCACUUUCCGAGUCGUGGAGGAAGGGCGACGGUUCUUACAGACAUCAAGUGGGGCACCUCCUGCAUCUCGGCCUCCGAGAUCGUUUAACGAAUCGACGGUCAAGCCGUUCUCAGCAUUUCUCACAGACCGAUUUCAUCGCCAGCAUGAUUAUCUGCGGAUCAGCGUCACAGAACGGUGCAAUUUGCGAUGUUUGUACUGUAUGCCCGAGGAAGGCAUCGAGCUGUCACCACCACCUCAGCUGUUGACCACUCCAGAAAUACUUUACCUAUCAUCACUUUUUGUCUCCCAGGGCGUCAAAAAGAUUCGUCUUACUGGUGGUGAGCCUACCGUCCGGAAGGAUAUUGUACCGUUGAUGCAAGGAAUUGGCCAGCUACGGCAAAACGGGCUCCGUGAGCUUUGUUUGACUACAAAUGGCAUCUCACUACACCGGAAGCUAGACAAAAUGGUAGAAGCAGGUCUGACUGGUGUAAAUUUGAGCUUGGAUACCCUGGAUCCCUUUCAGUUCCAGAUCAUGACACGCCGGAGUGGGUUUGAGGCUGUGAUGAAGAGUAUCGAUCGCAUACUGGAAAUGAACCGACUUGGUGCCGGAAUUAAGCUCAAGAUAAACUGCGUCGUAAUGCGCGGAUUAAACGACCGUGAGAUUAUCCCAUUCGUCGAAAUGGGUCGUGAGCUGCCUAUUGAGGUCCGCUUUAUCGAAUAUAUGCCGUUUGGUGGGAAUAAGUGGAACCGAGAAAAGAUGUUCUCAUACGAAGAGAUGCUCGCAGUUAUCAGAAGUGAAUAUCCGGAACUGAUGAAGAUCGCUGAUCAUGAAAAUGAUACUAGCAAGACAUAUAAGAUUCCGGAAUUUGAAGGUCGUAUUGGCUUUAUUACGAGCAUGACGCACAAUUUCUGCGGCACCUGCAAUCGACUCCGCAUCACCAGUGACGGAAACUUAAAGGUUUGUCUUUUCGGCAACUCAGAGGUAUCACUACGGGAUAUCAUACGCAAAGAAAAUGACGGGCUACCAAUUGACAAUGAUGCCCUGAAAAAAUUUAGCUUUCUAGAGAACACGUCUCGUCUUGAUGGCAGUGGGGUACCGAUCUAUGAAAGGGAACGCGAGAUUUUAAAUAUAAUCGGUAUGGCUGUGAAGCGCAAAAAGGCAAAACACGCCGGCAUGGAUGAGCUGAAGAAUAUGAAGAACCGCCCUAUGAUUCUUAUUGGUGGAUAG